Lichtheimia ornata is the source of this 1362-nucleotide messenger RNA. RefSeq lists its product as uncharacterized. Bases 1 to 1362 code for a protein of 453 amino acids. The transcript has 2 exons. Lineage: Eukaryota; Fungi; Mucoromycota; Mucoromycetes; Mucorales; Lichtheimiaceae. The record is from RefSeq and is a predicted model, not a curated record.
AUGAAACGCACUAUGGCGGAUCGAUCACCACAGCCUUGUGAUGUUUAUCUUUUGAAGAUAGUAAAUGGGACAAAUUCAACCUCCUUGUUUAUCCCCGGACAUGACAAGCCUGAUCUUCAAGGUAAAUCUCGCCGUAGCAAUAAUGGCACGACAUCAUCAUCAUCCACUACUCGAUCACAACCACGACGCCACCGUAUAUUGUCUAAUGCUGAAGAAGACGGUCACAUCACACCACCACCAAUCUUUUCAGCAACAGCAUCGCUAUCACUCGAUUUCUUACGCUCAUUAGAGCUAUCACCAACAUCGGGUCGUACUUCACCUUUAACGCUUGACAAUGUCAACAAUAAUCAUGUUGCACCAAAGGAAAGCGAUGUUAUCGAGACUAAUGAUGAACAUGUGGAUGAGGAAAUUGAUCAUGGUGGUGGAGAUUCAACCGGAGUGCCAGCACUAGAGAUCAACAGCAUUGCAGCAUCAACAGCAACAACGACACACGACAACGAUGAUCGACAACAACUACAUGCGACUACAACAACACGACCAGCAGCUGAUCAUGACAACAACAGCAACGACAAUGAUAGUGUGGACUCAUGGCUUCGUUCGGGUCGACCAGUGGAUGAAUUGGCAAAUGAAAGGGCAGCAACAACCACCGAGCAAAUUGAUCGUGAAUGGUACCAGCUCUUUGAGAAUCCUAUUUCACCACCUGGCCAACGCUCAGCUUCAUUUGAUGCAUCAUUUGACCAAGCAAUCAUGGAUUACGACAUACAACAUGGACCUUCACCCACACGCUCACAUCGUCGCACACGCUCUGUUUCUCCUGUUAUCGAUGUAUCAUCACCAUCAUUGAAUGCUAAUCAUGCUCACACACCAGCACCAAAUGAUGGCAAUGUUACAACAAUGGAAAUUGACGAGCCAAUUAUACCGUGGAGACCUACACAGCAGCCUCGUGAAUACAUGUCGAUCACAACAUUGAUGCACAAUCGACGAUCACGACGCUAUCUACGUGUGCCACUAUUUAACAACAAGCACGCACGCCUUUGUUUUGAAGCAGCUAUCAAUGAGCUUGUGGAACGGCAUAUUGUUGUUGAGGGUGAUGACCAUACUAUUGUGACACAAAAGAACAACGACUUUCACGACGCAUUGUACCCAUUGAUUGCCGAGUUCACUAGGCCACGACCACGUGUUGACAAUCAAGGUUGCAUUGAAUGGAACGGGAUGCAACAAACCGAUGAUGAAGCUGAGACCACCGAUCGUUUGAAUAACAGCAAUAACCUCUCAGCUAGUGAACGUAGACGUCUUUUUCGUAGACGUACAGCUAUACGAGAAGGACGUGAUGCUACUACAUCUCUUUUUAAUCAAUAUUGA